AUGCUCAUGGCAGCCAUUUGUCCCCUCCCCGCCUGUCAAGGUCGCACGUUUAUCUCAGAUACUGCUCUUGAGCAGCACAUGCGCUCAUCAAGGCUGCAGCAUCCCUUUUGCGAAUCUUGCGAUCGCAAGUUUGUCAACGUACCGGCGUUCGCUCAGCAUCUACAAGCCAUUCAUAGCCCUCAAUAUAACUGCUGCGCCAAGACGUUUCACUCGAACGAGUCAUUGAAGCAGCACCAAACCACUGCUUCAUCACAUCCAGAAUGUUCGUGGUGCGAUGAAAGGUUUAUCAAUGAAGAGGAGCGUGAUAAUCACGAGGUGGCACGUCACAGGCUGGUGCAAUGUCGAGUUUGCAGAGACUGCGUGGUUCGACUGCAUGAGCUCGAUGACCACUACGCCGACUCUGAUCAACAUGAUCGUUGUUCGUUCUGUCAGCGUGGCUUCUCGGAUAGGGAAGAGCUAUUUGCUGUAAGUGGUGUAAGCUCUGCCUUGACGCUCGUCCAACUCAAAAUGCCAAGCAUAUACGGGAAAGUCAUCCAAAUGUAUUCUGCGAAGAGUGCAAUGAAUCGUUCUUAUCUGAAGAAUCGCUCCAACUUCAUUAUGAUCAAGAGAUCACUAAGCACCCGAGUUGUAGAGUAUGUAACAUCGGGUUCAAAGAUUAUUCGGAGCUCUGUGAGCAUCUUGUGA
Molecule: messenger RNA, 684 nt
Organism: Heterobasidion irregulare TC 32-1
Lineage: Eukaryota; Fungi; Basidiomycota; Agaricomycetes; Russulales; Bondarzewiaceae
Exons: 3
Coding region: 1-684 (227 amino acids)
Source: RefSeq, a predicted model, not a curated record